CAACAGUCCAGCCCAAGUGUAUAUAUGAUGGGAAAUAGCAGACAGGAACUUGACCUAUUUAUAUGGAACAAAGCACGACACCACCGGUCAUGUCUGCACGCGAAUGAUCAUACCAGACAAACACGUCACGAAAAUUCUUUGGAAAAAAUAGGAUUGGUUCAAUGACAAAAUAUCAACAACCAGCUAUAACUAACGACAUGAAAGGGUUAUAAUGAGAAAAAUGUCUCCUUACCGUUUGGGACCGCUGUCUUAACGUCCAUCUAUGACCGAGUUUUGGGUCUUUCCACAGCAACUUGACCUAUUUACCUUUUCCACCUUUCCCAUCAUGCACUAUUAAAAUGUCAGCGUCCACGGAUUUGCUUCCGGGUUCUGUGAAGGAGGCGUAUUAUUCCUAACAUUUGCUCGCAUAAAAUGGAACUUAUUACGCACAACGAUGAAUAAUGGUUAAUUUGUACUGAUGUAAGAGAAGAAAACACAACACCAUGUCAGCGACGGUGAAGAAAGACUUUGAGUUUGUAUUCAGCAGUAAGGAACAAAAGUCUAAACUGACCGUCCCUAUCACCAUACCUUUAAGCCAGACACGCAUCAAGGAGUUUGUGGGGCGGUUGGUUACUGCACAUGACUUGCCCUGCUAUGUGGAAGAAGAUUUACGGAAACAGCUACAAACCUUUGUAACUAAGGAAUCCAGCAGAUUGUUUGAUGAGCAUGCUGAGGAGGUCAUGGCCAAGGUGACUAAGGAUGCAAAACAGGUUGAUGACUUAGUUGUGAAAUGGACCAAGGCAUACAAUCAGGAAGUAAAGACGUAUGCAAAAACAGAAGAGGUAAGCCAGGAGCAGCGGUUCUCUGAGGUAUACCACAGUUUGAUCCAUUCCCCAGCUUUAGACACCCUUCUCAACCUUGAGCAUACGUACUCUCUCACUGUGGAGGACUUGAUACACCAGAGGGACAAGGACUUGGAGCACCUUGAGGAAAGACAGGGAAAGGAUAUGCAGCAGGCAUUGAAUACUGGUAAAGGAAACACAUAUACAGAUGAGCAAAUCAGCCAACUGGCUCAGAGACAUUUUGAUAACGCUCAGUUAAUAGAAAGUAAAUGGACUAGUGAGUUAAACAAUCUGAAGGAAAUCCAGAAACGUGAAUUCCGAGAGUGGAUUAUUAAAGUUCAUGAAGACACCCAAACUCCAGCUAAAUCCCCUUCUUACAUUGGACGAGUAAGGGCUAUGAGCAACACUCUGCCCGAGGCUGAGGAGGAGGAAAGGACGUCGGCCAUAACUCGACUGGAGGAAAGCUUCACAGUACAUCUGGGUGCCCAGAUGAAAACUACUCAUAACCUUCGUCUUCUAUGUACAGAUGUGCUUGAUCUUUGUCGUCACAAAACACACACAGUUGGUGGUCUGGUGAUACCUCAGCCCCAGAGGCUACAGACAGCCAUGUCUCUAUACUCUAAUAACCUAUGUGGCCUCAUUCUCAUGGUGGACAAUCGUCUCAACUCCUACACUGGGAUCAAACGGGAUUUUUCCAAAGUGUGUGAACAGUCAACAGACUUCCAUUUUCCUAGUCUGGACCAACAGUUCAGUAAUGUUGAUAAAGAGAUAGCAAAAUUCAAUGAACUGAAAGCUCAGAAAAAGAUGUCGGAAGAGGGAGAUAAAAUCAGCAUUAAAAGUAGUAGUAGCAGUUCAAGUGGAGACACCCAACUGGACAAGGGCAAUAAAAUCCAGGUUGGAGAUUUUUACAUCACGAAACAUUCCAAUCUGUCAGAAGUACAUACAGUGUUCCAUCUUGUCAUGGACGACAGUACAAGGUCGAUUGAUAUCUCGUCCAGACACCCUGUCAUCCUCAGCAUCCGUAACAUUAUCAAGCUGUGUUUCCGUUCAGACAUCACCACCCUCACCAUCCCACUUCUGCUUAGUCACGAAAUGUCAGAGGAGAUGACUAUACAGUGGUGCCAGAGAAGAGCUGAACUGAUGUUCAAGUGUGUCAAGGGAUUCAUGAUGGAGAUGGUAACAUACGGCGGUCAGAAUUCUCGCACCAUCCAGUUCCUUGUUCCUUGUGGACUGUCAGAGGAAAUGUUCGCUAGCAUUAGUAACCUGCUUACUACCAUCUUCAGACUAUCAAAUCCAGUGGUUGUCAAGUCUAGUCAAGCAUCACAUGUCGGGCGAUGACAUCAACAUAUCCUAGUUUUGAUAUACUGUUUGGGAAACUGGUAUAGAAAUGUGUACAUAUGUACCAAAUUUCCAUAUUAAAAGUCUCAAAUCAUACAUUUUUAUAUAAUCUGGAGAUAAAAAUGAUUGAUUUUGACAGCUGAUACAGCUUCUGUCUAGCAUUGUUAAGAUGUAUAAAUGUUUGCUGUGGUGCCAAAUUGUGAUACAUUUGAAUUCCAAAUCACUUUAUUUUCGUGAGCUUGAAUUUUGUGGAGCCACAUUCGGUAGUAAAUUUAAUUUUUUUCAAAAAUCAAUUCGUAAACAAAUGAUAAUGUUGAAAUUUAUACAGUAUCAAUCACAAAUUACUAAACAAACCAAAUAUUAAGGUCCUCUGAAUUUAUUUAAGUAUGUACAGUCAAACCUGUCUAUAAAGGCCACCUGUGUACAUGCCUCAUUUGUGCCAUAAUUUUCAAUUUUAAUACAUUAAAUUCCAUUUAUUUUAGGGGAUAUUGUGUAGUUCAGGUCAACUACUUAAUAAGUCAUUCCACUCAAACAACUAGAGAAUAUUUGUGAAUCAUAUUAUGCCCCCAGCCCUGAAAACUAAAACUUCAUCUGUAGGUUUUGGCUUGGACUGUAUCAAUUCAAAUGCUACCAAUAUAUGUCCCAUACGAUGAAAUUGAAGGAGCAUGUAUUUGCAUGAUCUCCUCUUCCUAACUGAUAUUAAGCAGCAUAAUUUACAAUACCCUUUCAACCAAACUGCUGGCAGUGACCCUUCCUCACGGUUGUAAUGUUUUGGUAUUCAUAUGAUUGGUAAACUGGUAAAUUUGUAAUUGGAUGUUGUCCAAAAUCAUUGUCUUGUCCAAACUCCUGGUGUUCUCCAUAUUCAUUAUGUUGGCCCAAAGGCACUAGGUUCAGUCUCCCCAAACAGAAAUUGUCAAAGUGCAAUAUGUAUUUUUGUGUUAAGUUUAAUUUUGUAAAAAUUGUUGAAUGUUACCCUUGGAUAACAUAAUAGAUAAUAAAAAAAAUGAUCAAUA
This is a messenger RNA of Pecten maximus, 3172 nucleotides long. RefSeq names its product protein C12orf4 homolog. Bases 483 to 2159 code for a protein of 558 amino acids. Lineage: Eukaryota; Metazoa; Mollusca; Bivalvia; Pectinida; Pectinidae. The transcript has 13 exons. The record is from RefSeq and is a predicted model, not a curated record. Gene Ontology annotation, cellular component: cytoplasm.